Messenger RNA from Acanthochromis polyacanthus (spiny chromis), 5089 nucleotides. It is a transcript of the gene gpr68, whose product is annotated as ovarian cancer G-protein coupled receptor 1. The record is from RefSeq and is a predicted model, not a curated record. Gene Ontology annotation, molecular function: G protein-coupled receptor activity. NCBI's taxonomy places the organism in Eukaryota, Metazoa, Chordata, Actinopteri, Pomacentridae. The transcript is spliced from 7 exons. Gene Ontology annotation, cellular component: membrane. Gene Ontology annotation, biological process: cellular response to pH; G protein-coupled receptor signaling pathway. The coding region runs from base 419 to 1654 and encodes 411 amino acids.
AGGAAAGUAAACGCAGCUGUAACCGAUCUGAUCUACAGCAGCUCUGAGUGGAACAGAGGUGUCAUUUUCUCUGGAAACUCGGGGUUUUUCUGCCUUGCUUUGGAUCGACUCUAUAUUUCGAACAUCGCUCCGGCUUCAGGUUUGAUUCAUCGCUGCUGUUUGCGGUGAGAGGAGGCAGGAAGGGAGUCAGAGAGCAGCGGUCAGUCUGAAACAGACCGGAGGAGGAGAGCAGAAACCCGAGACCAGAUGAAACCAGACGACCCAAUCAGAGAAGACAAUCGCUCGGCCAGAUGAAGCCAGUCUAAGUCAUCGCUGAGAGCUCCUACCAACAUGAAGACUUGUGUGUUUGUGUUGUCGUAUUGUGGUGUGGUUCAUGUGUUCAUGUUGAGGGUGAAGUAGAGUGAGUGAAUACAGCGUGAUGCUGUUCACCAUGGUUGAAGAGGACGUGAUGAACUGCACCAUCAGCCAUGAAAUCCACCAGUACCUUUUCUCCUGUGUGUAUAUCCUCGUACUACUGGUUGGUGUUCCGUCCAACCUGUACUCUCUGUACCAUGCUGCUCUCCAGCUGAAGCAGAAGAAUGAGCUGGGCAUUUAUUUAAUGAACCUCACCGUGUCUGAUCUGUUGUACCUGGCAUCGUUACCUCUGUGGCUGCAGUACAUCUUCCAGGACGAUGACUGGCGUCACAGGGAAUGGUUGUGUCAGCUCUGUGGUUUCCUGCUCUAUGAGAACAUCUACAUCAGCAUCGGCUUUCUGUGCUGUAUCAGUCUGGAUCGCUACCUGGCUGUGGUCCAUCCUCUCAGAUUCACGUCUCUCCGCUCCAUGAAUGCAGCGUGGAUCGUUAGCAGCAUCAUCUGGCUGAAGGAAAUAGCAGUCGGUGUGGUUUUCUUCCGACACAAAGAGCUGAGCAGAGAUCGCAAGAACCAAUCGGUGUGCUUCGAGCACUACCCCAUGCAGCCGUGGGAGUAUCCAAUCAACUACUACCGCUUCACUAUUGGCUUCAUGUUCCCACUGACCAUUUUGUUGAUCAGCUACCUGUGUGUGCUUCGUGCCGUGGGUCGGAGUGCAGGAACUCAGCCGGAUCAGAAGAUCAGGAUCAGGCAGCUGGUGAGCAGCACCAUCCUCAUCUUCCUCGUCUGCUUCUCUCCCUACCACAUCUUCCUGUUAGUGCGCACCCUGCUGGAGCGGGACUGCAACUUCAUUGGAGCGAUAUUUAACUACUACCACCUCUCUCUGUUGCUGACCACCCUGAACUGCGUGGCUGACCCUGCUCUCUACUGCUUCGUCAGUGAAAGCGCCCGCCGUGGCCUCUACAGAGCCCUGUUCAGACCCGUUGCCAAGAUACUCUGCUGCUGCCUUCGUCGUGGCAAUGCCAGCCCUGCCAACCCAGCCAACGAUUCCCACGAGGUCGCCACCGACGAGAACAACGGCCACCCGACCGUGACGCUGCUCACGCACACCAGCACGCUCAACAACACAAAAGCAGAUACUGCCUGUAAAAACACAACUUUAAUCAGACAGACGGAAGAACAAACUAUUUUACCAUUAACUGUAAAAAAUAACAGACAUUCUAUGGAAGGAAAGCCCAGCUGUGUGAUAGCUAUGGAGGAGCAGAACCAACGGACGGAGAGGACUGAGGAAACUGACAUCAGCUAAGAUUAUCAGGACAAACCAGGAGGCUUACUGGAGGUUUUGAGACAACAAAAACUGAUGAUCAGAAAACUCUGAUGGAUGCUGAGAGUGAGUGAAAAAUACAAAGACAAACCACAAGUAUCCUGUGUACGGCUCAGAGCUGGCUGCUCACCCACCUGUGUUUACAUCCUAUGAUUGAUGCAUCAAUAGCAUGAAUCUGACGUGUGUUUUCUCACAGCAAAUGAUCUGUUUACAUUUCUGUGGUUUGUAUGUGACAGCUAAAGGGAAAGGUAGAGCUCAUAUGGAUGAGAGGUCUGCGCUAUGGGUACGAAUCCCUUGGACAACUUGCCAGUAUUCUUUUGAAAAUGUUAUUUUGGUAUCACCUUUAAGAACUAGAAAAGCAUUCAGAGAGCAGUCCUCCUCCAAGGCUUCACAGUCCUUGUGUCAUUUCAUACAGAUAAGUCCUCAGCGGUGGAUUUGUAGUAGGAUCACAAUCGACUGAUGUAGUGUUCACUUGUUGUCAUGGUUACAGUGAUGCUGUGCCGCUAUCUGGCAAUGAUGCAGAAAUCUUUAACAAAUCCAUGGAUCCAGACUAUAAGCUGCAUCACUGCCAAAAUCUAAUCACUUGGUCCUUCUGUCAUUUCUGAGCUUCACUGGAAAUUUAAUCUAAAUCUGUUAGUCUGUUGUUGUAAUUUGGCUAACAGACACACAGACAAAACAAAAGCGGUUGUCAAAUAACUCUGCAGUAAUUAGCAAUUUAUUAAAAAUUAAGGUGGAACCAGUAGUUACAGUAAUGUUCAAUAAAUGCUUUAUCGAUCAGUUAUAAACCAUUACUAACGUCCAGGUUUGGGUUACCAGCGGUAGAGUACAGGUCUAUCCACAGGGCCUUCACUGCAGUAUUACAACAACGUUACUCUGAUUAAAUUGCAUCGUACACACCAGUAUUAACAAGGGAGUGGCAACAAAGCCUGGUACUAUGUUAUAGAGACAAUUUUAUUUUAUUUUAUUUUUAUAGCAACAAUCAUAGCAUCUCAGUCAUCUCAGGGCUCUUCACAUAGUAACGUCAGGACCUUAGAUUAUUGUACAAACAGAACCUUCAUUUUACUUGUAUUUAAAGUUGGGGCUCAUGUAAAGCAGCAGACAGGCUAAUACUCCUGUGUUCUGAGCAGUGAACAGUCAUAGAAAAUAUAGUUGCUGCUGUCAUCAUGAAGUGGUAAACACCCAGAGAACAUCUGACUGGUUUCUGUGUUCACAUUCAGCCUUCAUGUGUCUAAAGCUCUGUGAUCAUGUUACUCCAGCCUCCAUGUUGUCUCAGGACAGAUUGUGAAAUCUCAUUUGAUGGAGUUUCAUCUACUGAAGCUAUAAACCUUUACGAUACAUUUCUUUACACUCCUAUUUGUUCUCAUUCAUAGUUUAUGAAUGAUUACUGAAGUCAGUUAUCUAUGAUCCAUUGAUCAACCCAUUAGUUAUCAUGAAGAAUGAGUUAUUACUAAGUGGUCCCAGUGUUCCUCUUGUAUUGUUAAAGGAUGCAGUUUAUUUAUAGUAAUAUAACUUCAGUCUUUAAUACUGAUAACAAAGAUACAUAUCUCCUUGCUUAAUAAUUCUACAACUGUUUCCUGUACAACUGAGGAAAAAGAGACAAAACAACAACCUCCACUUGUGAGACGAAACAACAACAGUUCCGUGUGAAAACAGGCUGAGGAAGAACUCUGCUAGAUGUGCUGAUAACGCACCACAUCCUGAGCACAACAGUGGAUGUUUUAUUCACACUGGUAAAAAAACAGAAAAAAAAAAACUUAUUUCAAAGAACAUUUACCGUAAAAAUAAGUGAAAAAAAAUCUGCCAAUAAAACAAGUGAAAAAUGGCUUGGUAAGAUUUCUUGAAAUAGGGUAUAACAUUUAGAAUACUGAGAUCUUAAAAUUACCUGGAAAACUUAUUUUAAGCUCUAUUUUACCAGGAUUGUCCAGCUUCGGUGUCUUAACCCUGCUGUUGUCCUCAUUUAUGGGUACCAAACAAUAUUGUUGCCUUGUCUGAAGAAAAUCCAAAAAUUCAGCAAAAAAAUUCCUAAAUUUAUAAAAAAUUUGCAAAAUCUUCAGGAAGAAAUUUCUUUAAAAAUAUUCCUGAAAAAUUUUAUUUCUUUUAAAAAAAUCCCCAAAUUUGUCAAGAAAUUAAAAUUUAAAAAAAUGAAAAAUGAAAAAUGUAAAUAUUUCCAAAAGAGAGAAUAAAAAUCUUCCAAAAAUCCUAAAAAUAUCUAAAGUGAUUCCAUAUAUAUCAGUAAAACUUCUAAUAUUUUAUUUAAGAACAUUCAGAAAAAUAUAAACCAGAAUCCAAUGAAAUUUGCUGGAUUCUGGUUUAUUUUUUCUCGAAUGUUUUUAAAGAAACUUGUUUUUAAACAUUCCUUUUUUUCCCACCAAAAAACGUUCAAAAAUUUCCCAAAAAUGUGGAAAAUGUGGAAAUUUUUUUGUGAAUUUUUUUUCAUCACAUUUUCAAACUUUGAAAUGGGUCAGUCUGACCCACAGGACGACACGAGGGUAAAGACACGAUAAUUUCAAGAAGGUUUGACUUAAGAUAUUUAAGAUGCAUUGUUCUUAAAACGAGUCCCUCCUUCUGCUGAAAUGUCACUUGUUAAGAGAAUCUAUGUUAAAUCAAGUGGGAUGAGAUAUUUUGUCUAAAAAUGAGACAAAUCGACUUCGUAAGAUUUUGAGUUUUUGCAGUGCAGUGUAUUAAAAUACUCUGAAAACUUCUGGUGCAGCUGAACUGAUGCAGGAAAAUGAAUGGAAUCACUAAAGCUUGAUGACUUUUGAAAAAAAUAUUUGUGUUUCUUAUGGGCUGAUGGGCUUACAGGCGCUCCACAGUUGUUUUUAAUCGAUCAAUAAAAACAGUAUUAGUCGUUCUAAUGAGGAUACAACUUUGAAAACAAGUGGCAGAUAUAUGUUCAGGAUGAGUCAGGCUUUCUGUGACAUGCAUGUGAUCUGCUGCAGGACAACAGUCUAAAGAAAAAAUCUCCAGUGUCUACAUGUUGUUCUUUGCAUGGAUGGGCAUGGCACUAAACUAUUAUUAUUACCAUAUGUGAUAUACUGAAAAAUCUGUAGAGACUGAUGGUAUUUGUGUGAAACAGAACUGAAAGCUUUACUGCUACGGUGAGUUUCUCUGGGAACAUAAUGUUACUUUGUGUUAAACGUGAAAUUAGUGAUGUCAUGGAAGUAUAACAUGGUCAAAAUUUCUGAACUGUUCAUGAGGUUAACAUCACAGUGGAGGAUUUAAUUAGCACAGAGUUAUAUUAUGGUAUUGCAAUGGAAAUAUAACAUUAUGGUCACAUGUUCAGUGAUAUGAUGAUAUAAUAUGCUCACAGUGAUGAAUGUGAUGGAGAAUAUUUUUAUAAAGCUUUGAAACUGUGUGCUAAAAACUCCAGCUUCUACACUCCUUAAUGAUGUGCGAGUCUGCUGCCGUGAGUGUGUG